This is a messenger RNA of Chara braunii, 9194 nucleotides long. The record is from the annotation of a GenBank genome assembly. NCBI's taxonomy places the organism in Eukaryota, Viridiplantae, Streptophyta, Charophyceae, Charales, Characeae.
GGGGAAAGGCGGCAGAGAGAAGUCGGGCGGAGAGAGGGCAAAGGGAGGGAGGAGGGAGGGCAGCUGUUGGGUGGAGGGAGGGAGGGAAGGUGUCUGGCGAGAGAGAGAGAGAGAGAGAGAGAGAGAGAGAGAGAGAGAGAGAGAGAGAGAGAGAGAGAGAGAGGAGGACGGGAUGGGGGAGAAACAUCAUGAGGAGGACGAAGAGCAUGAGGAAGCGGCAGUGCACAUUGAUCGAAAGACCGUGACGAGGACGAAGAACGACGCGGCUGUUCUUAUCGACCGGCCACCAUCGUUCAUGGCGAAGGCGGAAGAAGAGAUGGAGGAAUCCCGUUCCCCGAUCCCCGUGACGGAUUUGUUUGAGUGGUUGCGAGGGGGAGCGCCAGCCCGAUCGAUGGGAGGAAAGAUAUCGCCCACAAAGGCAGAUGUGGCAACAUUUCUUCCCGCCCUUGCUAUGCUGGCUGUCGACGAUCGGGAUCGCGACCGUCGGGCGGCGAUAAGCGAGGUGAUCGCCGGGGACCCUCGUGUUGCGGUGGUGAUGGAAUACGCCGCACUCGAUUAUUCCCGCGUCAUGGAGGAGGUGGUAAUAGCGGAGGAGUGGAGGAUGAGGAGUGAGAGAGGGCUUGCGGUCGAUGGGGGAGGCGGAGGGGAAGAGAUGGAGUGGGAGGCGGAGGUGGCGAGAAAAGAACUGGAGGAGGGAGUUGGGGAGGAAGGGGUUGUGCUGGGGGGUGUCACACGGGGGGAGGCGGAGGGGAAGGGGGAACUGAUGACAAUGAGGCGACGCUUGGCAAGCUUGGCGAUGGCAGACUACAGCGCCAAAGAGGAGACCGUGGCGUUCGAGAGUGCUAGUAAGUUCUGGAAGGCCGUGAUUUCUAUUGUUGUCUUGCGGCGAUGGGAGAAGGAGAGGCCGAAGGUUGUUGAGGGUGCGGCACAGAUUGGAUCUCGUCUGAUAAUGGGCGGGAGGGAGGGUGUAGGGGAAGGAGGGCUCAUGGACAGUCCCAUUCAUUUCCCUGAACUUCUUUGCUUGUUGCCUGUUGCCGUCAACAGGUGUGCACUUGUCUUAAGCCCUUCCAUCCUUAUCAGAGGAUUGCUGAGGACCAAACAUUGCAGCACAUUGCUAGCAGCAAUAAUGGUCAAUAAUCCAACGAUGAUGAGCUGUACAUUAGCCUUGCUGGCAGCCGCACUAGCAAGUUUAUCCCCCCGGUCGACGUCCUCUUCGGUCGGCGGGAAGAUGAUGGGUGAGCAGCAAAGCGCGCCGCUGCACCGUGCUGGUUCAGGAGCUGCAGGGGCGAGAGGUUACGCCUCCUCUCCUCAGCAUUUGGCUGGGGACACCAGCACGCUCUCUCCUUCGACGGGUAUGUCUACGACGACGAGUAUUUCUUCACCAUCACGUACAACCCAACCGGUGACGUUAUCACAGCGGCGACAGGGUUUUCUGACUCACGGUGCUCCCACCUCUGCACCUCACAAACACUUGUCUUCACCACUGAAUGCGCCUUAUUCUCGUUCACAAUCGCCUCCUUCUAGAAACGUCCGAAAUGGCAACGCUGGUCCUGUGAGUCAGGCUGUCAACGCCACGGUGGGAGAAGCGGAUUGCCAAAAGAUAGCAGAGAAGAUUCUUGAGCUCAUGAUUAGGGUACUUCUGGCGGCUCCGUCGACUGGCAGAGAGGUACGCGAUGCGCUUGUCCGAGAGCGUACUUUGCCUGCGUUAGUGCUGCAUGUGACAACUGAACUGCUGCAUGACGAGCUAGCUUUCCUUUCUGCUCUUCUGUUCGGUUGUGGCGGGUCGGCGUCCGGCGGAUGGCUGUGGUCGUACAUGCGGUACUACCAGAAGCAUCCGGAACCAGCCAGGCACCCUCAUCAUCACCACCUUCAUCAUCAUCAUCUUCAGCAGCAACAACAGCAGGCGCAUCAGAAGAAGCACGAGAUGAUAGGAGCAAUGCUGCCAUCUCUUCGUUCUCCACCGGUUGCUGCAGGGGGUGGGGCAAAGGAAGGCGGCGGUGGUGGCGGGAGCGGGGGUGGUGGUGGGGAGUACUCUUGCCCUGCGAUGAAAGUGAGGGAGCGGUUGCUCGAGGAUGCUAGGAGGGUCUUGACAGAGGAAGGAUGGGGUGGUCGUGCGCACGCCCACCUUCGCCUGUUCUGCACGCUUGUUAGGGCGGCGGAGCUCAGGCCAAUCCAUGAAGAGGCGGUAAUGUGGUUGACGGCGCUGGCCUCUCCGCUUGGACUGGACGUCAAGAGAGCAGCGGCGGGAGGGAGGGAACAACAGGCGGAGGACGCUCGGCAGCACCUGCUGAGGUCCACUACUUUGGGGUCAGGACCACCAAGAACAGCGCCGCUUCUGUCCGGAUCCCCAGGUGGAGCAGGAGCUGCAGCGGGACCCAGAUCGGCUCUCGUAAGGACCAUAGCCAGGCAGGCCGGCGCCAUGGCAAAGGCCGUGGUCGCAGCCGUCACCAAAUCUUCUGCUCUUCCCUCUAUUCCCACCCAGCAGCAGCAGCAGCAGCAGCAACAACAAGGGCAUGCGGACAACAGCUCGUCGUCGUUUGCAUGGCUCAAAGGAAAACAACAGAGCAAUAGAAGCCUAGGAGGUGGAGGGGGACGGGAGAGGACAGGGGCCGUUCAUCAUCCUCAGGCAUCUGAAAGAGCGGGGAGUCAUGACAACGUCAAGCUGCGCACUGUUCAGCUGGGGCUAGCGCUUUUGUGCAUGGUGCCAGGCUUAAAUGCGCCCUCCACGAGACAGUUGCUCCACAGGGCGAUAAGAGUGUUAUUCGGCGGGGGAAUCGAGAGAAAGCCUGACAGCAGGCCACGUGGGCUCACCGGGGCGAAUGCGCCAGUGGGAGCAGGAGGAGGAGGAGGCAUUGGCGGCGGAAUAGCGCUGCCACGAAAACGACAAGUGGAUGGGAUGGAAUUUGCCUCAGAGGGCAGUGGAGCGGGUACAGGAGAAGCAAGGGCGUCUGCUCUGGCAGUUGGAGGGACAAGGGGCGAGGAUAAGGAUGCAAACUCGGGUGGAGGAGGAGUUGGAGGCGCUGGAGGAAGUGGCGGUGGCGGCGGCGGCGGCGGAGGAGGAGGAGGAGGUAAGAAAGGGGGGAUAGAAGGGGUGGCCAGAGUGGGUGUGAAGGUUGAGGAUGGGGAGGAAGAGCAGCAGCGGAAGCGUGAUGAUGGUGCCCGGGAAAUGGGACUCUGGGUGCUUGUUGAGUGCGUGACUCGAAUGUUUCCGAACAUUGCAAGAGCCGUUGAAUCCGCUGUCCUGUGUCCAGGCUACGUUCAGCAGACAGUGAACUUGCGGGAACUGGCAGAUAUGGUGCAAGCGUCGGGUCUGCUCACUGACCAGGCUUUUCUCGUCAGGACUGUGGCGGCACUUCGUCCCGUGGCACCAGUGACCCCUCUGGCACUCGAAAGCCUGCAGCAUCUUCUAGCUGCGGGUCAACUAUUCCGUCUUGGCGUCGACAUCUCUGACGCUGUGUACCAUUACAUGAUUCAUGCCGAAGAGCCGAUCCAUACUUCCUUAGCCAGUCUGAUUCAAGCUUAUGCCGAGGUGACUGUCUCCUUGCCCAGGACAGCUCGCGGAGUGAUGGCGCCAGCCUGUAUCGAACCUCUCCGGCGUACCAUGUUGCUGAGUGCUCUUCGACCUGGGAGUAUGCUAUUGAGGAAGCUCUACUGUCGGUCCUGCUACUCUUCUUCAAAUCUGAAGAAGAGAACGGGGCUGGAGAUGCGGCGAGAAGUCUUCGAGCGAUGGCUCAGUGGCAGUAAGAGUAAGCCUCGUAGUGAUGGCCUUGUCGAAGAAGAGGAAGACAGAAGUGGCGAACACGAUGGCUAUGAAGAUGCCGAAGACGACGACAACGACGAAAUAGGAAGAGCAGGUGAUGACUCGGGGAUUAGCUCUGGGGGGUGGUGCCGUCGGAGCAAGACAGGCGCCAUUGCCUCGGCAGUACUCGCAUCCUAUUACAUUCUUUGCCGGGAGCACGCGGCAAGAAAUGCAGGUGUGGAUGGUGGAGGCUAUGGCAUGUCCACGAAGGGAGGAGUGGGAGAGGAUGAUGUGGAGAGCGAAGGAUGGUGGGCUGGGAUUCUUGUCGAGCUGCCUCUCCAAGAGAUGAUGGAGUAUAUGGAGGAGAAGUGGGAGUCGUACGAAGCCGUGUAUCCACAGUGGCUGGGCCAUGCGUCCUCGCUCCUUCCGGAGAGAUUUCUUCUUCCUUACGUGAUGGCAGAUGAUGAGAGUUUCUCAGACGAAGGGCUCGCUGCUGCCCUAGAUGGAAAUCUCGCCUACUAUGGAGGACGAGGAGCUGGGGUUUGGGCCAAAGAUAUCGGAGCAACAACCACCACCAUUCCUGUCAUUUCCCCCUUCGCCACUGACUGGUGUGGGCAACAACUCUCGGGCAACUUUAUCUGUUCAUCACAGCCGAUACCAUCCAAUGGGUUUCUGAGAAAAAGGCUUUCUUCUUCAGUGGAUUACGGUUCGAGUGGGGCGAGAUCUGGGGAUGGUGACCGGGAUCCCAAUGUGAAGAGCAAACGUCCUCGGCCGCCUGAUAUGCAGCUGCAGCUUUCAGAAGCAAUAUUGUCAGAUGUCAACCGCGGUAACAAGAGAGGGGAGGAGGAGGAGGAGGAGGAGAUGGAGGAGGUUAGCAUCGGAGACGCUUGGGGACAACAACAGUUCUUGGAAAGGGCGGAAAGGGUGGGCAAUGUUUAUAAUAAGCUGACAUGGAGUUUUCAAUCGCCGGCCAAGGGUGCUGCUGUCUUGGAGAAUGCACUCGAUUACCCCUUGCCAGCGUCGGUGCUGAUCGAAGCGCUCUGUGACCAGUCUAACCGUCGUUGUACUCGCGCAAGAGGACAAGCAGGAGGAGAUAGCCUGGAAAUGGAGGCGGCUAUUGUUGUAAGUAUUGUACCGAAAUUGUUAGAACCCAAUUGUCACAGAGGGUUGCAGCUGCUGUUCGAGAGAUGGUGGAAGUCGCUGGCAAGCGAAGUCAGAGCGAGUUUGCUAAAGCUGGUGCUAAGGAAGAUAGGAGCGUUGGAAGGAAGGGGCGGGGUUGCUUUGGUGCCGUUUCGAGAUGGAAACCCAACUGUGGAUCUUGUGGAGAAGGGACGUCCUCCACCUUGUGACGGCAACAUGCGUGGUGAUGGGGCAGGAGGAGAGAGGGGGUUCGCUGGAGUUGUGGAUAGAGGAGAGAUGAUAGGAGUAGGAGGGAGAGGAAGAGGUGGUGGCUCGAUGUCAGUGGGAAAGAGAGGCAGUCGGCAUGCUGAUGAAUGGACAGGGGUGACUGUUGAAUCCGCCAGAUUCAUCCUGGAGUUGCAGAAUGAACCUCUGGUGGUGCUGGCCUGCUGUCCAAAGGUGUUCCGUACGCCUCCCCUCCUUCGCGUGGUGUUGCAAAUGCUCUCUGAGCUGCUUGCGGCAAACAGACGGCUGUGCCUGGCUCCUGCAUCCUCGGACGGGAAUGUUGGGGUCAGCGGGUCUGCGGGACAGCGGGAAAACAGCACCAGUGGGGUAGGCCUGCGGAGGGAGGAGAUAGCCAAUGCCUUGCUUGCUCAAGACAGCGCAGCAGCACAGAUGCUUAUGGAGGCAUGUCUGACAGAUCCCUCUCUAGGAGACGGUGUCCUUCCCGGCCCUCUGCACGAGUCCAGGACGUUGAUCUGCAGCUGGCUGCACCAGGCUUUCCUCGAAAGUCCUUACCUGCUAAAGCUGGUCCAUUUCCAAGGCUAUGACCUCACUCUGGUUCCUGUGCUCGUCUCUGCUGUGCCGUCCAUGGUAAUGUGCUUGGACUUCCUUGUCGAGAUGCUGACUCAACCAUCGAGUCAGCAGGUUGAACUGCUGGCAAUCACCGUAGCCGGUGAGCUGGCUCUCAAGUACCCGAGCCAAAGCAGCCUCGCCAUAGCAGAGCGAGUCGUGUCCCAUAUGGCACGUGUCCGCAAUUCCCGAAUUGCUGGUAAUGCAAGCUUCCUCCACCAGGCGUUGCUCCCACUCGCCAAGUGUGCCUCAGUGCUUCCUGAAGCUGCACCUGCUUAUUCUGUUGCCAUCAAUGAUAUCCAGGCUUGCCUCCAAGCUGGUGCACCCCUUGUUCGGGGAGGUCCUCCCCGGGACCCUCACCUUGAGGAAGCGGCAGUUGGAGCCUUCCGCUAUCUCGUCCGUCAACGACUGUUGAAAGGACAUUUACCACCCCCACUCUCCUGACGUUAGCAUCCACUCUGACGGAACUUGAUGAAUUGCUUUUCACACAUGCCAUUCUAGCUGCCUGUUUGCCUGCCUGGGCACAUCCCCUGCUUGGUGCAGGUCAUGUUGCGUGGCCUGUGAAUGGGCAAGGCCAGAAUCACAGGCUUGUCUUUCUAUAUAACGGUUGCAAUCCAUCCAUGAAGAUAGGGAUAUGUCCAUGUUAUUCUGUGCAUGGCUCCUCCAUCUUCGUAGUGCUUGGAAUGGGGAAACACUUAGAGAAGAUGUAAAUGUUUGGGCGCGUCUCCCUCUCUGCCUACGGUUUACCGGGCAUCUCUGUUUGGCGGCAUAUGCAGCAAGAAAUGAGAGGCUCCAGAAUGGCUUCGCACCCCGAUGAGGAAUGUAUGGUCUGUUUUGUCCUCAAGUUUCCUGUUUCAUGAAGGGGUUGAUUGAAAGCGGUAUGUUUUUUUUUUACCAGAGCGGAGAGAGGCAUGGUCGACCCUAUGACCCAGAGGUGACUGCAAACAAGGGAUCUCAAGGGGGGUGCAGCACUGUUGCUUUAAAGAGUCGCAAAAUGAGAAUCUUCUUUUGGCUCUGUAAGAAAUGUGGCCUUGCAUUUUUCAGAGGUUGGAAUCACAGGAAUGGUUUUCUGACUGCAUUUCAGAUGCAGCUCUGAUGAAGAUCUACCAGAAGGGAAACUAUCGUGUCGAUCUUUGGCAAUUUGGUGGCUCAUAUCUUUUUCAGCAGGACGAGUCGUUGUGCAGGAGCUUUCUUCUCCAGAAUGCUACUACAGAGUUGCUUAGAUUUGUCUCCGAGCUCCGAACGUGUGACUCAUCCAGUUGAUGUUGGUAAUCAACAUCCUUGAGGAUACCCAUGGAGGAAUAUAGGUGUUCACACUCUUGUGCUGGGCUCAUCCCUGUUGUUCGCAAGCUCUUCUUUCUGUCCUGGGUGUUUGUGUUGCCUGAGAUCAACCCCGCGCUGUACGCCCGGUCCAACUUUGUACGCCUGGUACGACCAAAAAGUACAAGGAAGAAAGAAAAAGUCAAACGGAGAGACCUCUUGUCGGUUGCAGGGUAUGGUCACCUGAUGGUCGACUGCUUUCCCAUCCAUGACAACAAUCCAUCAAACAUCCUGAUGGGCAUGAGGCAGUCAUUUUGUCUGCAGGGCAAAUCGCUUUGGAUGUGGGUUUUUGUACCAAGCAUACGCAAACCACUGAAGGCACUCCUUAAAGUCGGUCUUCGGGGGUUUGACAUGGAGUCGAAAUGGAGUCGAAAUUCAAAUUGGAAUUCAACUGGAAUUCAGAGGGGCUUUGUUUAGGGAACUUGCAUUGGGAAUUUGAUUCAAGAGGGAAUCAGAUUUUUGGACUCGAGCUUAGCACUUGGGUUAGUGCUGGGGGAUAAUGUACCCGGCGUUCCAGAUUACGUAUUGAAUGGAGAAUCAUCAAGCACUAUGAGAUUCCCAGCUAUGGUGGCUGAAGGGAAGAGUGGGCGUGCACGGCAUCCCAGAGGACCUCUUUGACUGCAGAAAUGCUAACCACUGUGAUGUCACAGGCUAUGGUUGCUCAAGGGAAGAGCAGGUGUCGUUUCAUUCAUUGCUGUCACCCAUCGAGAUAUGGAGAAUAAGGCUGAGAGAAAGGCAGUCUUUGACAUGGCAUGUGAUGUCACAGGCUAUGGUUGCUCAAGGGAAGAGCAGGUGUGGUUUCAUUCAUUGCUGUCACCCAUCGAGAUAUGGAGAAUAAGGCUGAGAGAAAGGCAGUCUUUGACAUGGCAUGGCCUGGCCUGUGCCUGCUUGACCAUAUGCAUCAGGAGCCAUAGGUGUGGUGUCUUACUUCCUUUCAAGGUGACUGCAAGACUUAGCCAUUGUCUCACACAAGUGGGAAGGGAAGGUCUCAUUUCGAUCGAGGAGGCCAGAAGAAGAGACAGUGCGCUCUUGUUGAUUGGAUGCUCUGUCAGGAGCCGCGACUUAACUCAUGGAUGAAACCUUGGGCGUGAAACUCUUUUUGUAAGCAGCAUAACUUUUUGAGAGUUUUUAAAACUGUGGGCGUGAUUCACGCGCUGGCUGUUUCGGCAAUUGGGGCGUUAUAGAGAUGAGAUGCUGACGAGCUUUCAUCAGUGCUCUGCCCGUAUCGCAUGCCAUGGCCAUGAUGGUGCGCCCUUGGGUAUGGCGCGGAUUCAUCCCGCUCCCUGUCCGUUACGAUGCUUUCGACGAUCGACAACCCUUGGCUCGAACACAUGACUACCUGGGUUAGUGGGAGUGCGAGCUACAACGUGGCAGGGUGAAACCUUUUGUGGGUAGACUCAGAAAGUUAGUUCGCUUAUGUUCAUGUGACUUCCCACGGGCUGUCGUUGGCAGGAGUAAAUUCUUUUUGAGCAGCAGUGCUUCUGGCGUUGCAAGGUGAGAGUUUGUGCCGUCGCUACUUUUCAGCAUGUGCCAGCUAGUUGUUGUGAGUUGUUGGCAAUUGCGUCAAGGCGAAACUCUCCCGAGCAGACUCUGAGAGACCGCAUACUGCGGGCCCGAUUUCCAUAUUCGAGUGGAAGAUUCAUUCCGAUUUUGCUCAUCCUAUCGAUGGAAGUAGCCUCUCUCUCUCUCUCUGGGUGCAUGGCUGGAAGACUCUCUCUCUCUCUCUCUCUCACACACACACACACACACACACACACACACACACAUAUUUCCAUGUUCUAGCGGAGAUUCAUUCGAUUUUGCUCAUACUACGAUGGAAGUAGUGUAAGGCCAGCCGUAGCGUUGGAGACUUACCUGUUGGCUGGUGCGUUGCUCAUUCUAUCGACGGAAAACUCUCUCUCUCUCUCUCUCUCUCUCUCUCUCUCUCUCUCUCUCUCUCUCUCUCUCUUGCGUUUGCGCGGCGGCAUUUGCAUCUGACAGCUCUUUAGUCCACUCUCACACGGGAAUUUCUUUUCAAUGUGUCUGUCCGUGGUGGUGUAUUUUCCUGUGUUCUUGCGGAAUAUUCCUUCUCAUUUUGCACAUUGGCAGGUUGCUCAGUUGAUGACACAUGAAACAGACGUGAGUUCGAAUCCAGCGGCGACCACAAUAAAAUAGUUAUGAUUUA